AUGCAGCAGCAGCAGCAGCAGCAACAGAAACAAGAAGAACAGCAGUGCCACCACCACCAGCCCACAGCAGCAGCGACGUCGACGGAGACGUCGACGGCGGCAGGGGCGGUGUCCGGGGUCGAGGCGGAGGUUUCGACGGACGCGCAGGUGGGGUCAUCAUCAUCGUCAUCGUUCUCUUCGUGCUCCGACAGCGACGACGGCGCCGCCGGUGACGACAUCGACUUCCUGUUCGUCGAGCUCAUGGCCGAGGACAUGCCCGAGGCGGUGGCGGCGGCGGCGGCGGCGGCGGCAGAAGCCACCGCCAUCGCUGACCAGGAGCUCCCUCUGUACCUGGGCGGCGGAGACGGCGGGCAGGCUCCCGUGUCGGCGGUGACCGACAUGGGCUGCGUGCGCGCGAUUUGAUAUCAAUGAACCUNCCCCCCCCCCCCCCCUCCCCCCACCCUAGAGAUUUGUGUUACGUUAGGGUAGGAAAACAAAGCUGUGACGCAAGAUGCGGAGGAAAAGGGGUGCCCUCGGUAGUGGCAAGUUUUGUCACCGGUGUGGGGUUUUUAUAUUUUUUCAGCUUAUUUUACCGCGACGGCGAGUGGCGUAUAUAUUGCGCGGUUUAAUUGUAGGGGGGGGGGACUACCUAUGUUCGGAGUCUACCAUUAGCCGAAUUGGUGUUGCAGCAGUGCCAAACUCUCGUCGCGUUGUUUCGGUUGCUAGUGUAGUCUAGACCAGGCGACCGAUUUUCGUACAACCAAUCGGCUGCUGCUGUGCGUCAGCUAUCUGAUCGGGGAACGUCGAUACCGUAGCCAACCGUACAACCAGUUGUUGCGAAUGUGGUAUUGUGUAUACCAGUCGCAGAUGAGUGUAACAGGGUGUUUAGGGUAUCUCUUGUCUGUGCUGGUUUACACUCUAUAGACACAUGCAUGUAGGGUACGAAAAAGUUGUGCGUUCGGGCGGGUGACGUCGAGUGUGAAAAUUGUUUCUUUGCUUUUUAGGAGUGAAACUUGAGAUGAUGUAGAGACACAAGGCAUAUAUAUGCACAGGUUCGUGCAACUAACACAAGAUGCCUAAAUCCAUGCAGCCGUAACUGGUAGGAGGGGUUGUCUGUCUUUUGUAAAAGGACCAAAAUUUCUUGGGUCAUGUGCACUGUCGAUGGAAGUACUUCCGUCAUGUUGUGUCGACGGUGGCGCUUGUGUUUUGAAUGCGUACGAGACAGAGUUUUAGAAGAAAAAAAACAGGGGAAACUUUGCUACUAAUUGCGGUAGCGGCAGCGAGUCAGAGACUAUUUUGCCCUUGCUCGCCAGUAGCGGCGUUGAGGGUAUUUGUCUUUCUCUUUCCUUUCCUUUGGGAAUAUGAUGGAUCUCGAGGGUCUCUCUUCCCGAUUACGCCCUCCUGUACGGAGAGGAGUAGACGGGCGGGUACUUUGCCUAUAUAUUGCGAUUUUGAGUGUGGGAGAGGCCAGAGAGAUUAGGCGACAGAGCUUGUGACCUCGUGUAAGGAGAACCGAAGAUGAAAAGGAUAAAAAUGAAAUACAGGAAUGACCAAUCUGCGGUUGUUUU
This is a messenger RNA of Ectocarpus sp. CCAP 1310/34, 1547 nucleotides long. NCBI's taxonomy places the organism in Eukaryota, Phaeophyceae, Ectocarpales, Ectocarpaceae. The record is from the annotation of a GenBank genome assembly.